Plectropomus leopardus (leopard coralgrouper) is the source of this 2302-nucleotide messenger RNA. Lineage: Eukaryota; Metazoa; Chordata; Actinopteri; Perciformes; Serranidae. The record is from RefSeq and is a predicted model, not a curated record.
AUGGUGUGCUGCGAGGAGGAUGUGAACGAAUGUGACCGCAGUAAUCCAGAGGGCGAGUGUGAGAAUGGCGGUGUCUGCGUCAACACUUACGGCUCCUUCUACUGUAACUGCACAGCAGGCUUCGUGGGUGAGCGCUGCGGCUUGCGGCCCGUUGUCGUCCCCGACAUGCGGGCGGGUCACACUGUGGUCGGUAAAGAGGAGCUGAUCGGGAUCGCCGUGGUGCUUUUUGUCAUCAUCACCCUUAUCAUCCUCUUCAUUGCUUUCCGCAAGAAGGUUUUCCAGAAGAACUACUCGCGGAACAACCUGUCUCUGGUGCAGGACCCUGCCACCGCCGCGCUGCUCAACAAGGCCAACGGAGUUCAGUUCAAGACCCUCCACUGCACACCAGGGGACCCCCUCAACCUGUACUCAGAGCCAGGGCUGGGGGCUGUGGUGGGAGGGGGUGGGAUGAUGGGCCCUCCACAGGUCCCUGUGAGGCCCAUGGCAUACACGCCCUGUUUCCAAGGAGACCCACGCUCCACGCUAGAGAAGAUGGUGGAUGGGCGCGGUGUGGAGCACACAGAGAUGAGCACCUUUCACCCAGAGUCACCAAGGAUCCUGUCAGGAACCACCAGGAGGGGGGUGGUGGUGUGCAGCGUGGCCCCCAAUCUGCCGCCAGUGUCCCCCUGUCGCUCAGACUGUGACUCCAUACGCAAGAGCCCCUGGGACAGUGAUGAGGGUAAGAUGGUUGACAUGGCAGAAGAAGUGACAUGUUUCUCAGGAAGCAACAAAGGCAGUAACUCAGAGGUCCAAUCACUGAGUUCCUUCCAGUCUGACUCCUGCGAUGAUAAUGCCUCCAUAGUGACCGUCAUUCGACUGGUCAAUGAUGCAGUCGACACAAUCGAAAGUGAAGUGUCAGUUAUGGACCAAGGUCAAACCUACAACAGAGCAUAUCACUGGGACACAUCAGACUGGAUGCCGAGCACCAGGCUGUCAGACAUUGAGGAGAUGCCGGGGUAUGAGGCAGGUCCUGGCAGUGACGCAGCAGGUUCAGCCCCACGCCUUGGAGGAAGCACCCGUGAACUAGAGUCCGACUACUACCUGGGAGGCUACGACAUUGACAGCGACUACCCCCCUCCCCACGAAGAAGAGUUCUUGAGCCAAGACCAGCUGCCUCCUCCGCUGCCCACAGGCGAGGACUACCCUGAGCCCUACACGCCGCUGCCCACUAAUCCGCCAGCCUCCAAGGAGAGCACCCUGAGCUCUGGCAGCACCGGGCAUCAGCACUCCAGGCCACACUUCCACCCCAGCCAAUACCUGCCUCCCCACCAACUGCCUCUCGGGGAGGCACCUCAUGGGGACUUCAGCACUUCAUUGAGCGGGGUAACCCCAGGAAAUGGGGACACUGAUGACUCUGUGUCACUAAACAUGCGACUGUCUGUUGGUGCAUCAUCAGCCUCUGACAUGUCGGCCCCCUGCGGGCUGGAUGACUCUGAACACGGCAGUGACUUUGACAGUAUGGAUGAGCUUCGUCGAGGGGUGACCAUCAUCACUGACUCACAGCAACAGACUGAGGUGUGAUUGAUUGACUAGUACAGGGACAUUAUGGGAUGUAGAAUGGACCAGAGGGAGCAUAAUAUUGGAGCAGAUGGAAGGAGAUGCACGAGCGGAUGUUAUCACAGCAUAAGGAAUCCUUUUUCAGCAAUGCCACAACCACCGACUGUAAGAAUGACCUUCAAACUGCAAAUUUACAACCACAUUUUUCUUGUUUGAAGUAACAUCCUCCCAUCCAACUCCAAAAAUUGGAAUUCUGAAUUUUAUCAUGGACAACAACCUUAUUGUGUUGUCAGUCCUGUCCCCGCUGUGCACGACAAGAAGUUCCUCCCUGCUCCAAUAGGGAGUCGUAUGUAAUGUGAAAAGAAAGGCAUAGAGAAUGUGAAUCAGAAAGACUUCGCCAAAAGAGAUUGGAAUUUAUGUGGACGAAUAAAUUAGAAAAAAGAAAAGGGACAGUCAUGUAAGUUGAAGGGUUGUUUGCCUCCCUGCUCCCUCACAGAGCUCAUCGGACCACUUCUUUCUAUAACAAACAAAAAAAGACACAAAUUCCCAUUUUCCUUUUUCCUCCUUGGAUUUGUAAAUUUUGUAGUGCUCCAAACUUGUACAGACUUUGUAAAAUAGGAUGACCUUACUGGUGAAUAAGUAUGAAACAAUGUUCUGGCCACAUUUCAAGAAGCCAUUUAUUUGUUUGAACUUGGAAUGUGCUCUCCCCUUCAUAAAAAAUCAUCAAGCCACAACACUGAAGCCAUAGAAGCCCAAAAUGUUCAGC